AUGCAAAUUUCCUGGCCGUUGGUGAAGAAUUCGGCUUCGACCUCAAAGCAGGGAGAGGCGGAUUUCACCACGAAGCUGCCUGCAGGCGGCACGUCCGCGGUUCGGGCGCUCGGCCGGGGUGCGGGGGAGCGGCCGCGUGACGUGGGGCUCGAACAGGAAACAGGAAGCGUCUGCUGUCAACACGCGGAAGUGGCGAGUCGGCCGGUGCCUGCAGCUGCUGCUCAGAGAGCCAGUCUAAGCCGGCGGGAGGGGAGAAGGGGGAGGGUAGUUCUGUUUUUUUUUCCCCCCUGCCCAGCUGGCUGGUGUGAGAAGUUUAAUGCGGAGAGAGCUCCUCGGCCCGCCCGACUUCCCAGGCCGCCGCCCCCAGAAUGGACAGAGGCUUCUCCCGGACACAGUUUGGAGGUUCAGUUUAUUGAAGAGAAGGGGAAGUUUGCAUCGCGGCCCCUGCAAUUGUCAUUGUGGUGGUGGGUGGUCUUGCUUCCUUGGUGGGGAAUGGAGACAAAACGACUCGUCGCCUGGCUCCUGGUGUCGGCUGGUUUUCUUUACCUCGUUUCUUGGGUGCUCGAGUACUUUGGCAGCCGGGGAUGGCAGGAGUCUACCGUUCGGCUGGACAUGGCGGGCGACUCGGCCGGUUACGUCUUCGAGCAGAGCGACCAAUCCGACGAGCUGGCCAUCCGCUGUCUGCAGGAGGAGCUGAGCCGCAGCGGCCGCCUGCGCCGAGUGUGGCAGAACGCCCGCUGGCGCACUGAACUGGCAAAGGUGGACGGGCUCCGACCAGAGCACGUCAUGGCGGUGAACGCCUACACCCAGCUCGACUUCUACGCGAUAUUCAACCGGGCGCUUCGGACGUACGGAGCGAACGAUUCGAUCUACGCAACGCACUUCCGCUUUAAAUGCUACCACUACCUCCUUUCCGUCGCGCUUGAAAAACUGAGAGGGCCCAUCCCGGGCUCCUGCAGGGAGACCUUCCGAGGGAUGGGGCACCGGGCGGUGGGCGGGAACGGAUCGGAGAUGAGGUUCGGCUUCUUCGCCUCCUCCUCCGCACACUACCGCAUCGCCGAGAGUUUCGGCGCCGCCGCCGUCUUCACCAUCCGCUCGCAGUACGGGGUCCCGAUCCAGAACUUCUCGGAUUUCCCAGAAGAGGCGGAGGUGCUCAUCCCGCCCUACGAAAUUUUCCGGAUCGAGUACCCGGCCGGGAGCGGCGUGGACGUGGUCCUCACCAGCCGCGGCCGCCGGACGAUCCCGGUGAGGCUGGACGAGGUGGGAGGCGGGAGGGUUCGGGUGAGCCGUGUUACCCCCGUCCAUGUCGCAACGGAUACUCCCGAGCCCUGAACCCUAAACUGUGUGCCGCCGUGCCCCGGCUUCCCGGAGUUUGCUGCUCCGCACUCUCACCAGGCGGGCCGAGGUGUGCAGGGCCUCGGUGCAGGUAAGCAUGAGGCGCUGCGAUUCUGAACUCCGAGCCACCGAGGGGGCUUCCCCUGUGGACGGAAGGAGCGUCGGAGAGACUGAGGGCCGCGUGCGCAGAGUUCGCCGGAAGCGACGUUACGGGGAGACGGGGCUGGUGGAGGGAAGAGGCGUUCGUUCAAGUUCAAGUCAAGACGUUGAAUGGCACAGACGGCGCAGUCACAGGCGAGAGGAAAUCUGCAGACGCUGGAAAUCCGAGCCACAUACACACACACACACACACACACACACACACACACACACACACAGAUACUCGGUAGGCUCCACAGUGAAGGAAAAUCCACCGCCGCGACGAGGUCACCUGCAGGUGGGAGGAACAAUCCCUUUGGGGUUAGCCUCCCACUCGACGGGGUGAGCACCGAUUUCUCAAACCUUCGGUAACGCCGCCCCUCCCCCAUCUCCUUCACCAUUCCCCAUCCCAUUUUCCUUCUCUCGCCUUAUCGCCUUGCUUGUCCAUCGCCACCUCCAUCCCCCCCCCCCCACCGUACUCCUCUCCCUCUCCCCCCGUUUUCUUUCUUAAUUGACCCUUUGUCCUCUCCUAUCAGGCUCUCCCCCAAAAUCCAGCCCCGUAUCUCUUUCACCAAUCAACUUCCCGGCUCUUUACUUCACCCCUCUCGAUUUCGCCCGUCACCUUGUGUUUCUCUCUCCCCUCCCCCACCUUUUAAAAUCUACUCUUCGGCUUUUUUUUUCUCCAGUCCUGCCGAAGGGUCUCGGCCCAAAAUGCCGACUGGUUACUCUUUUCCAUCGAUGCUGCCUGGCCUAGGGUUAGAAACAUAGAAAACCUACAGCACAAUACAGGCCCUUCGGCCCACAAAGCUGUACUGAACAUGUCUUUACUUUAGACCUACCCAGACUUACCCAUAACCCUCUAUUUCUUCUAAGCUCCAUGUACCUGUCCAGGAGUCUCUUAAAAGACCCUAUCAUUUCUGCCUCCGCCACCGCCGCCGGCAGCCCAUUCCACGCACUCACCACGCUCUGCGUUAAAAACAAAAUGUCCCUUGACAUCUCCUCUGUACCUACUCCCAAGCACCUUAUAACUGUGCCCCCUCGUGUUCGCCAUUUCAGUCCUGGGAAAAGCCUCUGACUAUCCACACGAUCAAUGCCCCUCAUUAUCUUGUACACCUCUAUCAGGUCUCCUCUCAUCCUCCGUCGCUCCAAGGAGAAAAGGCCGAGUUCACUCAGCCUAUUCUCAUAAGGCACGCUCCCCAAUCCAGGCAACAGCCUUGUACGUCUCCUCGGCACCCUUUCUCUGGCUUCCACAUCCUUCCUGUAGUGAGGUGACCGGAAAUGAGCCGACUACUACAAGUGGGGUCUGACCAGGGUCCUAUAUAGCUGUAACUUCACCUCUUGGCUCCCAAACUCAAUCCCACGAUUAAUGAAGGCCAAUGCACAGUACGCCUUCUUAAGCACAGAGACACCCUGCGUAGCAGCUUUGAGUGUCCUGUGG
Hypanus sabinus (Atlantic stingray) is the source of this 2911-nucleotide messenger RNA. RefSeq names its product ecto-ADP-ribosyltransferase 4-like. The transcript has 3 exons. Bases 1 to 1332 code for a protein of 443 amino acids. The record is from RefSeq and is a predicted model, not a curated record. Lineage: Eukaryota; Metazoa; Chordata; Chondrichthyes; Myliobatiformes; Dasyatidae. Gene Ontology annotation, molecular function: NAD+ poly-ADP-ribosyltransferase activity; NAD+-protein-arginine ADP-ribosyltransferase activity.